AUGGGCAGCAAGCGCUACGACUGGACUCGAGGCGGUAGAAUGGCCGACCGGUCGUGGACAAGGGAGGCGGCGGUCGCGGUAUCAGCCGAUGGCAACGGCCGUGAGACAACGAUCGGGAGGCGGGGGAUUCGAGAGGGCAACGGUGGCGCCGCGUUCAGUUUUUGCCCAAGCCCAGGUUUGACGUAUCUCGACUUUGGCAGCGGCGGUGGUGAGCGGCAGUCUGCCAGCGAUGGUGGGGCAUCAGACAUGGAAAUGGGAGGCAAAGCAGUGCUUGGUAGUUUCGAAGGAGAAGGAGAGUGGAACGAGCAAAAUGGUGAAUACAUCAGCCGUAUAUACACUGGUAAGCACGAGGUAUCCUCUUACACACCCCAUCAGGUUGCUGGCUUUACCUUUUGCUAUCCAAAUCAAGGCCUACACCUCAUCCGUUUCGCCAACUCGGGCCCAUAA
Messenger RNA from Trichoderma asperellum CBS 433.97, 447 nucleotides. NCBI's taxonomy places the organism in Eukaryota, Fungi, Ascomycota, Sordariomycetes, Hypocreales, Hypocreaceae. The record is from RefSeq and is a predicted model, not a curated record.